Nelumbo nucifera (sacred lotus) is the source of this 1664-nucleotide messenger RNA. The record is from RefSeq and is a predicted model, not a curated record. Lineage: Eukaryota; Viridiplantae; Streptophyta; Magnoliopsida; Proteales; Nelumbonaceae.
ACAUGCGUUAAAAAAAAAAAGAAAAAAAAGAGUUGUUCGUUUUCGUUCAUUUUCCCCGAUUCUUUUACAAGUCUUGAACUCUUCUGAGUUCACACAGUUCCCAUUUCCUUGCGUUGAACGGUUGAAGGCGGCAAGUAGAGAUUUUCUCGCCUUCAAUGGCGGCUCAUAUAUUUCUUUUGCCCCUCGCGCGUUUAGGGUAGUGUCUUCCUUUUUUUUUUUUUUCUUAAUAUCUCAGCGAUGCAAUUUUCCAUGUCUGAAUUUUAUACGUUCAAUCUCUCACUUUAACAAAUAUGUAUUCUACACAUUCAUCAUUUCAUGUCUAUAUCUAGGGCCUGAAUUUCGUUAUAUUGUUGUUUUGUUCAAAAGUUUCUCUUUUAUAUAGAGAGCAAAGAUAGGUGUUUGAUUUGUUAAUUUAAGUUGUUGAUUUGAGUUGAGACUAUUUGUUCCACGGCUCUGGUUUUGAUACCGGCACUAGGUUUUAGCUUACUUGGUCUGGUUUUCGGUUGAUGGAAGAGCCGAGCCAGCUGAAACGGGCGUUGAUAGAUUCAACGGCGGGAGUUAUAUCUGGUGGCAUUUCUCGGACGAUAACAUCGCCACUUGAUGUUAUCAAGAUUAGAUUCCAGGUUCAGUUGGAGCCCACUUCUUCAUGGGCUUUGCUUCACAGAGAUUUGUAUGGAACAUCAAAGUAUACUGGUAUCUUGCAAGCGACCAAAGACAUAUUUAGAGAGGAAGGCUUGCCGGGUUUUUGGCGAGGUAAUGUACCGGCGCUACUUAUGGUUAUGCCUUACACUGCCAUACAAUUUACAGUGUUGCAUAAAUUGAAAACUUUUGCAGCAGGUUCAUCAAAGACAGAGGAUCACAUUCAUUUGAGCCCUUACUUGUCUUACAUAAGUGGAGCAUUAGCUGGAUGUGCGGCAACUGUUGGAUCAUAUCCAUUUGAUCUUCUGAGAACCAUUUUAGCUUCACAGGGUGAACCAAGGGUAUAUCCUACCAUGCGAUCUGCAUUUGUUGACAUAGUCAGAACCCGUGGCUUUCGAGGAUUAUAUGCUGGAUUAUCACCAACACUGGUUGAGAUCAUUCCUUAUGCAGGCUUACAAUUUGGCACCUAUGAUACAUUUAAGCAAUGGAUCAUGGCAUGGAAAAGAUUUAGUUCUUCUCAUAUCGGCUCAACUCAGAUGGAUGGCAGCCUUUCAAGUUUCCAGCUCUUCCUAUGUGGUUUGGCAGCCAGCACAUGUGCUAAAGCUGUGUGCCACCCUCUUGAUGUGGUCAAGAAACGGUUCCAGAUUGAAGGACUACAAAGACAUUCAAAGUAUGGGACUCGAGUUGAGCACCAAGCUUAUAGGAACAUGUACCAUGCCCUAUGCCGUAUCUUGCAGAUGGAGGGACGGACUGGCCUUUACAAGGGCAUUUUUCCAUCCAUUGUUAAAGCUGCCCCAGCUGGUGCAGUCACAUUUGUGGCAUACGAGUAUAUAUCAGACUGGCUGGAGUUCAUCUUCACAUGAAACUAACUUCUUUUUGUUUUUUUUUUGUUUUAUUUAUCAUUCUUUUUGUUGUAUUAUGAAGCCCAUUUGACGGGCAAAGGGGAAUGAUUCAUGCUAAAGUUGGUGUUUCCAAAGAUAUAAAAAAGAAAUAAAAAAUAAAAUAAAGGUGGAGCCCGGAGGUGA